Micromonas pusilla CCMP1545 is the source of this 1348-nucleotide messenger RNA. Its product is annotated as protein arginine methyltransferase. The coding region runs from base 302 to 1348 and encodes 348 amino acids. Lineage: Eukaryota; Viridiplantae; Chlorophyta; Mamiellophyceae; Mamiellales; Mamiellaceae. The transcript is spliced from 2 exons. The record is from RefSeq and is a predicted model, not a curated record.
CGCGGCCGCGAUCGUCCUCUUCUGCCUCCAUCGCGUCCUCUUCGCGUCGUCGUCGUCGUCGUCGUCGAGCGACGGCGGCGACUUCGGGACGUCCGGCGGCGUCCGCGGCGGCGGCUCGUUCGGCCACGCCGCGACGUCGUUCGCGUCCUCCUCCUCCUCGUCGUCGUCGUCGAAGAUUCUCGCGGUGUCCUCGUUCACGCCCGCGCGCGUCGACGUCGCCGCCGCGCAGCGGUCGUGCGCGCCGAGGAAAGAUCCCGCCGCGGAUCGAUCGACGAAGAAGGACGGCGAUGAGGGCGGACCGAUGGUCGUCCUCGUCACCGGCAGCGCGGGCUUCGUCGGCUUCCACACCUCGAUCGCGCUCCGCGAGCUCGGCGCCGGCGUCCUCGGCCUGGACAACGUCAACGACUACUACCCGACGUCGCUGAAACGCGCGCGCCUGCGCGAGCUCGACUCGAAAGGCGUGCACACCGUCGAGGCGGACGUCAACGAUCGAAACGUCCUGAGAGACGUCCUGGACGCGUGCAAGUUCACGCACGUCCUGCACCUCGCCGCGCAGGCGGGGGUGCGGUACGCGGCGAAGAACCCGGGGGCGUACGUGCACUCGAACGUCGCGGGGAUGGUGAACGUGAUGGAAGAGGUGGUCAGGACGAGUCCGACGCCGAGCGUCGUCUUCGCGUCGUCGUCGUCCGUGUACGGGCUGAACACGAAGGUGCCCUUCUCGGAGGACGACGUCACGGACACGCCGGCUUCGCUGUACGCGGCGACGAAGAAAGCGGACGAGCUCCUCGCGCACACGUACAACCACAUCCACGGCGUCGCGAUCACGGCGCUGCGAUUCUUCACCGUGUACGGCGCGUUCGGCCGGCCGGACAUGGCGUACUUUUCGUUCGCGAAUCAGAUCGCGAAGGGGGAGCCGAUCAAAAUUUUUCAAGGCGAGGACGACGCCGGCGGGGCCAAGGAGCUCGCGAGAGAUUUCACGUUCAUCGGCGACGUCGUCUCCGGCAUAAUCGCGUCGCUGGAGACGUCGGAGGCGUCGGGGAAGAAACCGGACGGCGCGAAGCCGAAGUUUAGGGUGUAUAACCUCGGGAAUAAGACCCCGGUGACGGUCUCCGAGUUUGUCGGGGUGUUGGAGAAGCACUUGGGGAAAAAAGCGAUUCGCGAGUACGUCCCGAUGCCGAAAACCGGGGACGUGCCGUUCACGCACGCGGACAUCUCGCGCGCGCGCAGGGAGCUCGGGUACGAGCCGAAGACGUCGCUGGACGACGGUCUGAAGAUUUUCGUGGAGUGGUACAAGGGGCACUAUAAGAACGGCGCGAAUAGCGCGGAGCAGCAGUACAUUCCGGCGUAG